Molecule: messenger RNA, 1191 nt
Organism: Cydia amplana
Lineage: Eukaryota; Metazoa; Arthropoda; Insecta; Lepidoptera; Tortricidae
Product: basic proline-rich protein-like
Exons: 2
Coding region: 1-1191 (396 amino acids)
Source: RefSeq, a predicted model, not a curated record
AUGUAUGGCAGCCAGGGGCCAAUAUUGUUGUCAGAAGAAAAUCAAAGCCGGAACGCGCCCGGCCCCGCCGGAGGGGAAGCCCAGCUGUACCCAGAACCCAUCCACCGACGGUCGCCCUGCCCUUCAGGACCGACUGACGGUGACGCGUCGCGCAGGUCCCGCAUCAUCACGGACAAGAAGCCACCGAUGUCCCCCCCCGUCCCUUCGGGGCGGGUGGGUAGACAAGAAAACGGAUUUUACAAUCCACCCGCAGCCACAACAGUGAAACUCGCGACCCACCCGGUCCCCUCGGAUAGGGUGGGUAGUUCGCAACGCGAGUUUCACGAAGUACCCGACGACACCAACAUCCCGGAAUCCACCUACGGCCCCUCAGAGCCGUGGCAACCUGACUUCGAUGGCCUCAUCGAAGCCCUCGGACGCCCCUACGCACCACCCCCAUGGGUAGCCCCAGACCGACUUUCUCCUCGCGGGCAACUUGAUCGUGUUUGUAUCAAGGCUGCCAGCUUGGCGCAAGUCGGUCACAUACCUCCACGCCCGGAAGUAUGGCCAACAGCCUUCCCCAGGCUGUUGGGGCACGCCCCUGGGACAGCGGAGCAGUCCCAGGAAGAAGCCCAACCGCAGUGCCACCAGGACGAGCACCCCGUCACUCCUCAACCUUCGGCAGUUGGGGAGAGGCCGGAGUGCAGCACGCCCGACAAGCAGGACCAGGAAGGGUCCUGUGACACCACCCCGCCACCGACGGACCCGCGACCCCGCGCCAGCCCCGGAGCCGCCCCGCAGCCUCAACAAGGCCCCUCAAAGGGCCCCACCAAGCAAGACGCCGCACUUACAGAGGCCCCCAAGUCGGGAGCUACUGUACCUGCCCCCCCGGCCCCCGCGCCGGCAUCUACACCCGCAGCCCCUGACAUCAACCACGCAACCGCCGCAGCCCCGCAGCUGCGCCUAAUUAAAACGCCUGAGCACGCCGAACGCUCGGGCCCCCGCCGCCUACUGGGCAUCGCGCCGCUCCAUGCGCGCCCCCCGGAUAACCGCCGGCAGCGCCAGCGCCCACAGGGCACAGGAGCAAGCCGAAAAAGGAGGAGACACCACCAACCGGGCACCGCGCCGCUCCACGCACGCCCUCCGGACAGCCGCCGACAGAGGGAGACAGCCCACAGCAGCAACGUGGCCCCACAGCCACAAAGCCACUGA